Paramuricea clavata is the source of this 986-nucleotide messenger RNA. The record is from the annotation of a GenBank genome assembly. Lineage: Eukaryota; Metazoa; Cnidaria; Anthozoa; Malacalcyonacea; Plexauridae.
CCACAGGCCGAGAUGACGCAAAGCGAUCGCAUGUUGUGGAACGUAUGAAUCAAGGCGAAGACGUUGACAUUGAUCUAAACGAUCCUGCUGUUGGCAAUGCUGCGGUUAGAAUCCAAUCCCAGUUCCGUGGAUAUAAAGCAAGGAGAGAAGUCGAAGAAAUCAGGCAAGAACGCGAAAAUGAUCCUGAUAUCGACUUAAACGACCCUGAAGUACAGAAGGCCGCUGUUGCGAUUCAGGCUGGGUUCCGAGGGAUUAAGGCAAGAGCAGAACGAAAUCGAACGGAGCAGAAUGAAGUGUCAGCAGGCGAUGAUCUGGAUUUGAAUGACCCUGAACUGAGUAAUGCGGCCGUGAAAAUCCAAGCAAACUUCAGAGGCUACAAAAGCCGUCAAGAAACGGACCAAAUGCGAAAUGCUGUGGACGGAGAUUUCAACAGGAUUGAGUUGAAUGACCCGGAUGUUGAAAACGCUGCGAAAAACAUCCAAGCUGGUUAUCGUGAGCACAAAGCCCGUACGGAAGUAAAUCAGAUCCACGAAAACCAAACCGACGACAUCGAUGUAAACGAUGUCGAAAUGCAGAAUGCUGCUACUCUUAUUCAAGCUGGAUUUCGCGGUCAUAAGUCAAGACAAGAGGUCGCUAAGCUCCGUGAGAUGAAAGAUGACGGUGUUGAUAUUGAUUUGAACGAUCCCGAUGUCCAAGAAGCAGCUAGUAUUAUUCAAGCGGGAUAUCGAGGACACAAGGAACGUACGGAUGCUGCAAGUACAAGCGAGGUAGACCUGAAUGAUCCUGAGGUAGAAAACGCGGCAAAGAUCAUUCAAGCUGGAUAUCGUGGGCAUAAAGUUCGUAAAGAUUUGAGAGAAGGAAAUGAUGAAGAGGUGCCAGAGGGUAUCAAUUUGGAUGAUCCGCAAGUUCAAGAUGCUGCUGUCGCCAUUCAAGCUGGUUACCGUGGCUACAAAACGAGAAAGGAAUUAGCGAGUCAACAACAAAAG